AUGCUCAGACACGGUCCCAUUGAUAAACCCCAGAAGCCCAGAAAACAGAAAGCUCAUCCCACCAUCACAACCCAGCCCUGGAUCUGCAUGGCCUGCGUCCAAACCAAAGACCCGUCUCAGAAAUUCCAGCUCAACGAUACGUACUUCUGCAAAUCAUGCACCGGGAGAUGGGGUGUCAAGAACGACCCGAAUCACAUAGAGUACAUGCUCUGUCGACGCACACUCCGCGACGCCGAGAACAAGCUAAUCCUUGACCAUGAGAACAGACCAACUAAGUGUAGGCACAAGAAUGCAGUCGCAAACGCCACCUGCUUGGCGUGUACUGCAAGGUUGCCGAAUAAAGACUUUGGGACGCAUUUGAGCUCGCAGACGCCGGUUCUGCUGCUCUACAAAGGCGCGGCGGACACGCCAUGGUUUUGCGCGACUUGUGGGGUUCUUAAUUCUGUAGGGAAGCUGAAGUGCCAUGAUGAGUGCGGAGUGCUGCGUGAGAGUGGGCUCAAGGUCUUUUCUGUUCCUUCGACGUUGGAUGCGACGGCUUAA
This is a messenger RNA of Parastagonospora nodorum SN15, 540 nucleotides long. RefSeq lists its product as hypothetical. The record is from RefSeq and is a predicted model, not a curated record. Bases 1 to 540 code for a protein of 179 amino acids. Lineage: Eukaryota; Fungi; Ascomycota; Dothideomycetes; Pleosporales; Phaeosphaeriaceae. The transcript has 2 exons.